AUGGAAUCAAAAUCCCUUCCCCAGCCUCUAACAAGAGUCAUCCUAGCUGAUCAGGUCAUUCCGACCAUGAAAGGCAUCAUCAGUCAGUACCAUGCUGUACGGGAAGGCAUCAUUCAAGAUGUAAACCCGCAAACAGCCAGCUUUAGCAACGUCAUUCAGCCCUUGAUCAACAUUGACAACGCAACCCAGGGGGAUAUUGCCUCUGAAGAAGCUUGUACUCUCAUCAACGAAGAUCAAGCGGCUUUUACCGCAAGAUCAGACUUCUGGUGCCUCAUCAAAGCUAUCAAAGAAGGAUCUGACGAAACUCUCCAUUUCGAAGCUCAAAAGUACCUCAACAAGACUUUUCUGGAAUUUGAGCAGUUUUUACACGCCACUUUACAGCCUCAACAGAUCAAACAGUGA
Fusarium subglutinans is the source of this 402-nucleotide messenger RNA. RefSeq lists its product as uncharacterized. Bases 1 to 402 code for a protein of 133 amino acids. The record is from RefSeq and is a predicted model, not a curated record. The transcript is spliced from 2 exons. NCBI's taxonomy places the organism in Eukaryota, Fungi, Ascomycota, Sordariomycetes, Hypocreales, Nectriaceae.